AUUUCCUAGAAUACUUUGUGUCAGUGUCUAGAAACAUUAACUACUUGAUCAGACUUAUAGGUCCCUGUCACGCCCUUAGAGUGGGGUUCAAGUGAUAACUAAUAUCUUGUGUCAGCUCAAGGUGUACAGCCGUAUCUGCUCCCAUGAUGGGGAAAUAGAGACAGCAGCGAUUCCUAUAUCUUAGGCGAAAGGCACAGUCCUAAAUUCUCACUACUCCCCUCCCGUCUAUUAGUAUAUUUAUCGAGCUUUACGAUAUAUCAAACCUGUCUCGCCAAUUCGAAUAUGUCACAGUGGACGUCUUCACGAAAGAGAAAUAUGUAGGAAAUCCACUGGCUAUUAUCGAAUUGCCCCCGGACGCAGCCAUUUCACAAGCCGAGAAGCUGCUAAUUGCUCGGGAGUUCAACUUCUCGGAAACCGUCUUUCUGCACCUUAAUGCGGGCGGGACCGCUGCCGAAUGGAAUUUCGACAUCUUCAUGGUCGGCGCGGAGCUUCCUUUUGCGGGACAUCCGACCAUCGGGACGCUUUGGUAUUGCGCCAAUCAUUAUUUACCAAAAGAGGUGCUUCGACAAGAGACGGGAGAUAGAUGGAUUCCGAUCACUUUGAAUGCAAAGGCCGGAAAGAUCGAAGCUGGGUAUAACCCCCGUACCGGCUUCGCGAAGGCGUCUAUUCCACAAGAUGUCCAUAUCCACACGGAGACGCUCACGCAGACGAGUCUCCUAAGCUCGCAACCGGCGCUUCGGCAGUUCGCCGGCCAGAUUCAGGAGAGGCUGCCCUUAGUUUCGAUCGUCAAAGGCAUGACCUUCGCACUUAUUGAGCUUCCAUCCGUCGAAACCCUGGGGUCAGUUCACUUGCCUCAGGCUCACCCUGACGUCGCCCUUGACGAAGGCUGGAUGCCCUCGUUCGUCGGGACCUUUUACUUCUGUCGGAUACGCAAUGCCAGCGCACCGCGCCACACCGAGAAACUUCGGGUGCGAAUGCUCCAAGAAAAUAUCGAGGAUCCAGCCACGGGGAGCGGGUCGGCCGCACUGGGCUCGUACCUUGCGCUGCAGCGGAAAGAGGCUGGGGAGUUUCGAUUCGAAAUUACGCAGGGAAUCGAGAGGGGGCAAAAGAGUGAGAUCGUGGUGACGGUCACGGUGAUUGAGGAAGGGAAAGUGGACAAGGUGGUGUUGGAAGGGACGGCAGUACAGGUGAUGAAAGGGAAGCUUGAAGUAUGACCUGAGACGGAUGACAUUUGGUCUGGAGUUACGAAUAGGGAGAAGAGGAGAUAGUGGUCGUAGUCACAGACUGCUUGGUCUAAGAUACCUGACACGGUCUGGAUGC
Molecule: messenger RNA, 1320 nt
Organism: Eremomyces bilateralis CBS 781.70
Lineage: Eukaryota; Fungi; Ascomycota; Dothideomycetes; Eremomycetales; Eremomycetaceae
Product: Diaminopimelate epimerase-like protein
Exons: 1
Coding region: 474-1214 (246 amino acids)
Biological process (GO): biosynthetic process
Cellular component (GO): cytoplasm
Molecular function (GO): isomerase activity
Source: RefSeq, a predicted model, not a curated record